UGUGUUACUGUUUUCCAACGGUCCCUGAACUAGCAAUCCGUUAACGUUGUCCGGCUCCUGAUUCAAUGGUUUUCCUGUCUCACCGCAGCUUUUACGCUCACGAGACGUUAUUUUGAGUUCAACAAAAUAUCUGUUUAACAUCGAGUGAUCGUUAUGGCUGGCUGAUGUCAACCUAACAUCACCAUCGUUACCAAGUCUUCAUAUAAUAGCGCAAGGUUAAGUUAGCUAGCUAGCUAACUAGCUAGCUAUCUAUAUCUAUUUACUAGCAUUUUCGUUAUUGUUUGGGUCAUCCAUGAAUGAAUUUGAUCCGGUAUUUUUUUACGUAAAGAUUAUUAAGAGUAUUUUUGCUUCAAAAUGGACCUUAAUUUUUAUUCUGGACUUUCUGACGGCUGUGGUCAAAAUGUUGAUCCUGAGUUUUUGGACAGCCAAGCAUAUGCUGGAUACCCUGAGGGACAUAAGUUUUCAGAGGGUAGCGAUAGUUAUCUAACUAUAGGUGGCGGUGCUCAUCACUUUUUGUCCACCGAGCAGACUUUCCACACCCCCAGCCUUGGAGAUGAAGUUUUUGAGAUUCCGCCAAUCUCACUUGACCCAGACACAUCCCUCAGUAUUUCUGAAGCAGUGUCCCACUUCGAGUUGUCAGACGGCACUGUGGGACCUUCGGAUUCUCGUAACCUGGUUAGCAACCUGGUGGUGGGAGCUAAUGAUCCAUCUUUUGCAUCUCCGUUUGUAAACACCGGCUCCCAAGGCUUGGAACAUCUCAACAUGGGGACCAUGGCUCAGGCGAACGGAGGAGCCCUGCUCAGCUCCUCAUCAUUGGAGUUGGGCAACAGCAGCGGCUCCCAUUUCAGCAGCACGUCCCCAAUGACCAUUGAUGUUCAACUCGCCGACAUCACUCAUGGUCUUUUAGGAAGCGGUCAGCUCUCUACCAUUAACCAGACAGAGUUGGCGCUGGGUCUAGGAGAAGAAUGUGUAGGACCUCCCACCGGCACCUCAGAACCGCCACUGUCCGCGACACCGUCUCCAGCUGGCUCCUUACAAGAUGAGGACAUGGAUGACUUCAAGUUGGAAGCCCGGAAGCAUUGCAGCGCCAUCGGGGAUGCGUUCACAAAGCCAUUUCUCCAUGAAGCACAGGGCGGCGGAACAGAACGGAACAUCAUCAAUUGUAGGAGUGUGCUGGUAGACUCCCCCAUGUCUCUAUCCUCAUCCUUGGUCCUCUCCCAUCCAGCUGUCCAGUCCUCCAUCUCCCUGGCGACAGCCAAAAGGACCACAUCAGCUACAGUCUCCAAAACAGGCCGGCCCAAGAAAGACCCCAAUGAGCCGCAAAAGCCAGUUUCUGCAUAUGCUCUUUUCUUUAAAGACACCCAGGCUGCCAUCAAGGGCCAAAAUCCAAACGCUUCUUUUGGAGAGGUGUCAAAAAUUGUGGCUUCCAUGUGGGACAGUCUGGCCGAAGAACAGAAACAGGUGUAUAAAAAAAAGACUGAUACUGCCAAUCGGGAGUAUUUAAAAGCUCUGGCAGCUUAUCGAGCGAAUCAACUGUCACAGCCCACCUGUAAUGAGGUGGAGACCGCACCGUCGCCAUCUCAACCUGAUGUCAGUGAACCUGCUAGUCAUCAGGUCGUCCGUCCAGCAAAUAACCUCGAAGAAAACACCAUCACAAACAUUUGUGCCUCAAACAUCAUUCUGGAUAUACCGGAGAGGGCAACGCGUUCCCGCACGGGCGCAAACAAACCAGCACCGGCCCCAGCAGCCGCGGUCCCAUCCACCCAGACCGUCACCAAGAUCCUAAUCCCAAAACACAUGCUUCAGGCAGGGGGCCAGUUUGUCACUCUGCUGCCUGGCGGCAUCCAUACUUUGCAACCCACCCUCGUGGUGUCCGGCGGCCCGCGCCUGCCGCCUCCCCUGCAACAGAUGCAGAAUGCACCCCCGCCGCCACCGCUCCAACAGAUGGCGCCAGCGCCGCCGCGGUUGCUACAGGCCAAGCCUCGUGAGGGAGGAAGUGCGGCGGGACUCCCCGUGUCCGUCACUGCUGCCCCUCCGCCUCCGCUUCAGAUAAAAAUAGUUCCCUCCUCUUUGCAGAGAAAAGACACUCGGCCCAUCAUCAUCCCCGCCGCGGCUACAGUGGCGUCAACAGCGUUUGCGUCCACACUUCCGCCAGCAGUGCAGGUGGUGAAUUCUGCCGAGUCAGCAGGUCAGCAUGAUGAGGAGGUCAUCUCAGAGGGGCUGCCUUCUGAAGAGGGUGAGAUGGAGGUGAACGAGUCGUGCGAGGACACCACUGUGCCGUGCAUGUGCGUGAGGUCCGGCUGCACAAACCCAGCGGUGGAGAGCGAAGACUGGGACAAAGAAUACUGCAGCAACGAGUGUGUGGCCUCUCACUGCAGUGAUAUUUUCAAGGCGUGGUGCUCCAUCAGGAGUCAGACCAUGGGAACGGUAAAAUAAACGGCAUUAUCGACUGUUGUCGCACUGCAACAUGGACAUUGUUACUGUUUAGGAUAAUUCAAGAAGGCUGACAUUUUUUGGGUGCGCUAUAAACUCCUGAAUAGGAAUAUAUAUAUCCUGUAGUGAGGCACCUGGAGUUCUUUGAUGCAUCCAGUGUUGUUCAACGCAAAUUUGUGUGUGGACUUUAAUGAUGUCCUUGAAAAAAAACCCAAAAAAAAACAUUUAUUUCUUGUGCUCUGAAAAUUUGCAUUUGUUUUUCUGUAAUCAGAGUUUAUUAGUUUAGUUGACUUGCCUGACUUCAGUCUAGGCAGUGUGGGUUCGGUUGCGUCACGGUCACAGUGUGAAUGUGAAUGGUUGUCUGUCUUUGUAUAUGUUCCCUGUGACUUUGACUGGCGACCAGCCCGGGGUGUAGUCCGCCUCUUGCCUAAAGUCAGCUGGGAUAUGUGUUGAGUAUGGCGUAAGAUGGAAAAUGGAUGGAGUUUAGCAAACAGAUGACUGUGAUGUGUUAUUUAUAGAUGGUCUGUGUUUUGUACAUAAAACAAGAGACUUUAUAGAUUUCUGUUGUUCACUAGUUGGCUGAAAAAUCCCUUCCUUGGUUUGAAUGACGUUUCAGUGUGCUGUUAGUACAGUUAGACAUUCCUUGCUGAUCUUUGCGAACUAAACAUUUUUAUAAUAUAAAGGACUACUUGCACUAAGGGAAUGCAUAUAGAAACUAUCUUUUGAAAGAGAAUAUUCCAUUCAAAUGGAACUUAGUGCAGUUGUUUGAUAGAUGUGACAACUGCCGCCACUAGUCUGUGUCAUUCUUUUGACAUUAUACACCAACAUGGGAAUGGGAUGGAACAAAAUGUCAGCAGUGUCGCCAACCACAUUGAAAAGCUGCUUGUGGAAAAGGAGCUUUAAAAGCAUUUAUUUUCAUGCUGCAUUCAAAAGUAAAAGUAGUCAGAAAGUGUUCAUCUGUUGUCAAAGAUACCUGAAAAUAAAGAAUGCCGGACUCCUGUAUUGUUGUUGGCGUAUACAUAUUUUUUUAUGUACCUCGGGAAUAAACGUUACAAUGCAGCUCUCGGCAAUUCUUACUAAGUAGAAAACAAACAACUGUACUGUGUGAAAGAGCUUCAAAUGGGAGGUUCGAUUGUUCAAGGUUGCACAUGCCUACAGUAUUGGGUGCAGCUGUACAGACAAGCAACGACUAUAGUGUAGUUUAUUUCCAGAGAAAAACAUGGCGAGUGAGAUAAGCGGGAGGAUCUAACCUUGAUGAGGCAACUACUGCCGCUUGAAAGAAUAGCAGGAAGUUGAGUGGUUUAUAAAAUAGUUACGCAGCAGACAAUGGUGACUGAUUUUCUACUCUUUUACGAGCAUCUGCAGAGAAACGGGUGGUAUUCUACCUGAAGGGGACGAGCCCUUUGUUCUCUCAGCUUUUUAAAAUCGUCUAACAUUGUGAAUGAAGUCCGGGUUCAGAAACUCCUGCUUUACUAGACUGGAAGCAGAGCAACAAUGUAUUUUGCAUCUUUAGUUAGAAGUGUAUUGUUUUUGUCAUACUUCUGUACAUACUGGUAGAAUGAAUAAAAGAUGCAAGUGAAAGUCA
Phycodurus eques (leafy seadragon) is the source of this 4018-nucleotide messenger RNA. RefSeq names its product TOX high mobility group box family member 4 a (gene tox4a). Gene Ontology annotation, molecular function: chromatin DNA binding. The coding region runs from base 355 to 2436 and encodes 693 amino acids. NCBI's taxonomy places the organism in Eukaryota, Metazoa, Chordata, Actinopteri, Syngnathiformes, Syngnathidae. Gene Ontology annotation, biological process: regulation of transcription by RNA polymerase II. The transcript is spliced from 10 exons. The record is from RefSeq and is a predicted model, not a curated record. Gene Ontology annotation, cellular component: nucleus.